Molecule: messenger RNA, 738 nt
Organism: Cloeon dipterum
Lineage: Eukaryota; Metazoa; Arthropoda; Insecta; Ephemeroptera; Baetidae
Exons: 3
Coding region: 89-685 (198 amino acids)
Molecular function (GO): zinc ion binding
Source: RefSeq, a predicted model, not a curated record
UUUAAAAGCAGCUAACUGGUUUCCUUGUGUUUCAUUACAGACUCAACUCCCAACAUCGUAGAGAUCAUCGUCGCCUAAAUUUGCUGCAAUGACAGACGGCGUUAGAAGUAGGAAUUUGUCUACCAAUUUUCAGUUUCCGACAAGCCCCACCGGGAACGGCCAGCCCUCGCCUUUUAAUUUACAGCCUGUUGCUCCAAUCAUGAAUGCGACUCCCCAGCACAACCCUGCACUCACAGGCCCGAGAUGGCAGUUCGAAAGGAGAAACAAAACUUGGCAAGACUUUGAUCCCAAUCACCAAGUCGCAAUGGACACCGCCUACAGCAGCGGCUCGCAAAACUACACAUUUUCGUUCAACGGCAAUCAUUACGACGUAGACUUUGUCGCGGGCACUCAGACCAGGCAAAACGAGCCGGGUAACGUGAGGAAGAUCCGAAAAUUUGAUCCGACGCCGCCACCUCCAGUGCAGACAAAUCCUGGCACCCCGACCUCGCAGGCAAACUCGAGCACCCCGACGCCGACGUCUGCAGCAAACGGAGCCGCCACUUUUAAACCACGCACCGUCGCUGUCGGUCAGCCAGUAAGCAUUGAGGACUUUUUGAAUAUGGAAGUUACCAUACCGGUCCAUUAUCUGCUGAAGUUUUUGGCAUUUUUCCUCCUGAUUCUCGCAAUUCUGUGUUAUUUCUAAUGCAUUUUAAUGACAUAAUAUUAAUUGAUUAAUCUUAUAGACAACUAAUAAAA